This is a messenger RNA of Strigops habroptila (Kakapo), 1348 nucleotides long. Its product is annotated as olfactory receptor 14A16-like. The record is from RefSeq and is a predicted model, not a curated record. The transcript has 4 exons. Lineage: Eukaryota; Metazoa; Chordata; Aves; Psittaciformes; Psittacidae. Gene Ontology annotation, cellular component: membrane. Gene Ontology annotation, molecular function: olfactory receptor activity; G protein-coupled receptor activity. The coding region runs from base 395 to 1348 and encodes 317 amino acids. Gene Ontology annotation, biological process: G protein-coupled receptor signaling pathway.
UUUUCAUGAAGCUGCUCCCAUCCACAAACAGUUGGUAGUCCACAUCCUUCAGGGAUGUAUCUGGCAGGUCGGUAUGACUGGAAUACACCUGCUCAAUAGUCUGUAAAGAGUUGUGAGUCAGCUCUCCUGCUUCUGGAUCGGUUGUCAAAACCACCGCUGGGUUCAAAAGUAACAGCUCCCAGGAGCACCCGGGGACCCCCCAGCACCCCCGACCUGCUCGAGGAGGUGUGCGAGGCCAUGGAACCUGUCACCGGAGGCAACGGGAGAUGACAACUGCCCCACAGAACACAAGCUACGGGUGGAGGAGGCAACAGCAGCUCCUCUGGUGGUUCCCGUCUUGGUGUCUUGGUGCCGGUGACGCCUGUGGACACACGAGCGUGGAACGAGGCAGCAGAUGUCCAACGGCAGCUCCAUCACCCACUUCCUCCUCCUGCCAUUCGCAGACACGCGGGAGCUGCAGCUCUGCCACUUCUGGCUCUUCCUGGGCAUCUCCCUGGCUGCGCUCCUGGGCAACGGCCUCAUCAUCACCAGCACAGCCUGCGACCAGCACCUCCACACCCCCAUGUACUUCUUCCUGCUCAACCUCUCCCUCCUGGACCUGGGCUGCAUCUCCACCACUGUCCCCAAAUCCAUGGCCAAUUCCCUCUGGGACACCAGGGACAUCUCCUACACAGGUUGUGCUGCACAGGUCUUUUUCUUUCUCUUCUUCUUUUCAGCAGAGUAUUCUCUCCUCACCGUCAUGUCCUAUGACCGCUACGUGGCCAUCUGCAAGCCCCUGCACUACGGGACCCUCCUGGGCAGCAGAGCUUGUGCCCACAUGGCAGCAGCUGCCUGGGGCAGUGGGUUUCUCCAUGCUGUGCUCCACACUGCCAAUACAUUUUCACUACCCCUCUGCCGAGGCAAUGCUGUGGAGCAGUUCUUCUGUGAAAUCCCCCAGAUCCUCAAGCUCUCCUGCUCACAUUCCUACCACAGGGAAGUUGGAAUUCUUGUUUUUCCUACUUUUUUAUUUUUUGGGUGUUUUGUUUUCAUUGUGGGUUCCUAUGUGCAGAUCUUCAGGGCCGUGCUGAGGAUCCCCUCUGAGCAGGGACGCCACAAAGCCUUUUCCAUGUGCCUCCCUCACCUGGCCGUGGUCUCCCUGUUUAUCACCACUGGCACAUUUGCCUACCUGAAGCCCCCCUCCCUCUCCUCCCCAUCCCUGGAUCUGGUGGUGUCAGUGCUGUACUCGGUGGUGCCUCCAGCAGUGAACCCCCUCAUCUACAGUCUGAGGAACCAGGAGCUCAAGGAUGCUUUGAGGAAACUAUUUGAAUACAAUAUGCUUGUGAUUAAAAGGUGCCCAUUACCCGACUAG